CUGGUGGUAGGCGUUUUGGCGGAGCGGACUAAUAAUUGCGCCGCUUCCCGCUAAGUUCCUCCUACACAAAACAUUCCAUUUUGUCCUUCCCUCUCAUGUUUCCAUUCACGGCCUCAUCAUCGUGUGAUCUCCCCCAUCACAUCACGGCGAAAACAACCAGUGCAAUGCCCUCGCGACACGAAUCUGCCUUGAUCGCUCCUAGGCAUUUCCGUUUUAUGCCCAAAUAUCUCUUUCUCCUUACUCACUCAUCAAUAAUCAAGCGUGUCCAGAUCUCGAGGACACCACACUCCAGACCACCUCAUCCACACCACUACCACAACAUGUCCAUGGCCAGAGCACCACGGUCAGGACAUGAUCAUUCAUCCCGAACAGCAAAAGAUAGCAGCCUGGCAGGUAAGGUUCAUCUUCUGGAGGAUCCCAAAUGCGGCACGGCGAAAUGAGAUCAAAAUCUCAUCCGUUGCGUUGCCAUAUCCUAAUGCUCCCAACGUGCCAGCUGCGAAUUCACCACCCAGCGCCCGGCUCUCGCCACAAUCUUGGUACACUGUUCUUUGGUAUGGCCCUCACGACAUUCUUGGCCGCACGCAAGAACGACACGCCUUAGGCUCAUCCGCCUUGAACCGCACCUUGCGUCGGUGCAGGAAACCGUGACACUGGUAUAAUGGCCUUCGUCUGCUGGCACAUAUUCGGAGCAGAUUAAGCCGUCUGCAAAUACUUCUCUCCAACGUAUUGUCGGACACGGCCUACCAGGCUCGACGAAAGCUUGAUUGCAGUUCUUGACGACUUGAAUGCGAGCGCCGCAGCUCAGCAGAUAUGGAUGUAUCUCACACAUACUGAUUAAGAAUAGAGAUAGAUGCUAGACUUCAGACGAGUGAACAGUGCGCUCAAUAAUGAGAAAAAAGAAGAGCCA
Molecule: messenger RNA, 907 nt
Organism: Sphaerulina musiva SO2202
Lineage: Eukaryota; Fungi; Ascomycota; Dothideomycetes; Mycosphaerellales; Mycosphaerellaceae
Exons: 3
Coding region: 352-648 (98 amino acids)
Source: RefSeq, a predicted model, not a curated record